AUGAUAGCCAAGUGUAAUCGUCCAUUCAACGACUCUGAGUUUAUAAAAAAAUGUAUGUUAGCCGUUGUAAAUGAAAUAUGCCCUGAGAAAAAAAAACAAUUUGAAGACAUCAGUCUCUCAGCUAGGACCUGUGUUAGACGUACCGAAGAGUUAGGAACAAAUUUAAUAUUCAAACUGAAAGAAAAAGUUUCUAAAUUUGAUUGUUUUUCUAUCGCAACUGACGAAAAAUUAGCUGAAUUAUGUAGUUUGAAGGGAACUACAACGGGAGAAGACUUAUUUAUCGAAAUUGACAAAACAUUUAAAAAACUUGGAUUAAGUUGGAACAAACUAGUUAGUGUUACUACAGACGGUGGUAGAAAUAUGAGUGGAAUUAAUAAAGGAUUAAUUGGGAGAAUAAAUGCGAAAAUGGUGGAAGAAAGACAUGAAGCACCUAUGAUAUUUCAUUGCAUCAUACAUCAAGAGGCAUUAUGUUGCAAAGUUUUAGCAUGGAAAGAUGUAAUGAAUAUUGUAGUAUCGACGGUUAACUACAUACGCAAAAAUGCUUUGGCACAUCGUCAAUUCAAAAUAUUUUUGGAAGAAUGCGAUGCUGAAUAUGGGGAUGUAAUAUAUUUUUCCGAAAAAAAGGAAAAGUGGGUUCUUAAUCUGGCAUUUUUAACUGAUAUAACAACUUUAUUAAAUGAGCUGAAUACAAAACUGCAAGUGAAAUUAAAAUUAUUACACAAACAUAUUAAUGAACAGCACUUGGAUCAUUUCGUAUGCUGUAAAACUGAAUUAGAAUCAACCAAAUCAACUUUAAAUUGGGAAACUACAAAAAUUAAUUUUUUAAAUAUAAUAGAAAACCUACAAAAUGAAUUUUCAAUACGAUUUUCUGAUUUUUACGUACAAGAGAAUAAAAUCAAAUUGUUUCAAAACCUUUUUUCUGUCGACAUUGACGAUGUUGAAUCUAAUUUACAGAUGGAAGUCAUAGAAUUGCAAAACAACGAUAUUCUUAAAAAUGCUUUUAAAGAAAGUAAUGACCUAAAAAUAUUUUAUUCAAGUCUUUCUGAAAUAGAUUUUAAAGGCAUUAAAAGUUUUGCUAAAAAAAUGAUUACUGCUUUUGGUAGCACAUAUAUUUGUGAGCAGACAUUCUCAAUACUUAAAUUCCGAAAAAAUAAAUAUUGUUCACGCCGUUCACGGUUAAGCGAUGAACACUUGAACGCUGUUUUAAGGAUAUCAACAUCCAAUUUAAAAGCGGAUAUAAAUGAAUUGGCGGGAAAAAUUCUUUCUUUUUUAAACUUUUAA
This is a messenger RNA of Metopolophium dirhodum (rose-grain aphid), 1281 nucleotides long. Its product is annotated as general transcription factor II-I repeat domain-containing protein 2-like. Lineage: Eukaryota; Metazoa; Arthropoda; Insecta; Hemiptera; Aphididae. The transcript is spliced from 4 exons. The record is from RefSeq and is a predicted model, not a curated record. The coding region runs from base 1 to 1281 and encodes 426 amino acids.